Messenger RNA from Durusdinium trenchii, 2667 nucleotides. NCBI's taxonomy places the organism in Eukaryota, Dinophyceae, Suessiales, Symbiodiniaceae. The record is from the annotation of a GenBank genome assembly.
AUGCCCCAUUUUGUGCCGGCCUGGUGGGAUCGUUUCUUUGUGUUAGAUCACAGCUACAGCCACACCUCGCUUUCGAUUCACCUCCGAAAAGCAGGACUGCACAAUGCAGAUGUUGCAUCCCUGAGCUUGGCACUGCAAAGCUUUCUCACGAGCAAUGUGGACCCAAAGUUGCCGCUCCACAUUGAGCUGGAUGCUUCUGAGAACGACCUUGACGACCUAUCCGUGGCAAGGAUUUUGCAGAUUCUGCAGCGAAACCCAGGUUCAACGUAUCUUCGGAGCCUGAAGCUGUACAAGAAUCGCGUAUCAGAUCUCACAUGCGCGGCCUUGGCAUCCUUUCUGUGGAAUCAAACAGAAGCAUGUGAGGAGAUUCACCUGUCGCAUAAUGAGAUUGGUCACCGCGGGGUGGCCAUGUUGCUGGCCGUCUUGGCGAUGCAUCCAAAGGAGGCUUAUCCCAGAAGUGUGGAGCACCUGGACGAGGCAAUCCCUUGCUGGCUACGGCUGGAGCACAAUCAGGCGACCAGUAUCGAACACUUGUUGUCGGCCUUGGAAAAGGACCCAGUUCGUCUCCGCUACUGCAUGGCACCACGCGGCGAGACGGCCAGCUGCAGCGUUUUCCGAUGCUCAGAGGCCUCAGCAAACAAGGAGGAGACACCUCACGCCCACCUCUACUGCAUCACAAAGCAGAAGGAGAAUGUGGAAUUGACGGAGCAGCCUCAACUUGAGACUAUGGUGCUAAGCAUUGCAGACGCGGUUGUCGCUGGCCGCUUUGACCUUCCACAAGCAGAUCCGGUGGAGAGGCAUGUAGCACUUCCAGCGCCUGAAGACGCAGUUCUUUGUCGGAAGGUGCAACUGCAUGUGGAUGCAGAGCAGGGUGCAGGACUAGAGAUGACAGUGCACUCUUAUGGGUAUCAUGUAGACAAGGUCGAGGAACAACCUGGACAAGACCUGGAACCUGGAGAUGUGCUGCUCAGUGUUGAUGGGGAAGCCUUGUGGGGCGACCUGUCUGAAGACGAGCUCAACGAGGUGUUUGGUCGAGAGUUUGCAGAUGGUGCGACUGUGCUCACGGCCAAAGCAGAUGCCGUGGACGGCUGCCAUGUUUGGCAACCUUUGGGCACAGAUUUGUGUCGAGCAGCACCUUUGAUUGCUGCGCUCCGUGAAGACUUAGGCAUCAUGGGUAACAGCUUCGGUGUGUCCGCAGAGCUGGAUGAAGAGGGUGCUGUUUGGCUUCGGGGACCAGCAGGAGGCCAACGUGGAGCCUUGGCUGAGCUGCCAAAUCUGGUCAGAUUCUAUUUUCCAGAGCUACGAGACAGAGCCUGGCCAUCCCACCAAUGGGUGAAAGCCAAUAAACUAGGUGAAAACAAGAAUGGAAGAGGCUCUGUCAGCAGCGCUGAACGAGUGGAUCCCGUGGAAGUUUAUCAAGAUCUGACUGAAUGGCAGAGCGCUCUCAGGAAGCAGUGCAAAGAGGACGACGACAUUUUUGACGAGGAUCUUCCUGUGGAACCGUUAGAGGCUCCUGAUGAAGGCCCAGAGAUUUUUGAGGGCGAGACCAUACUUCCAGAGCUGGAUAUGUCUCGACCAUUCAAGAUGCUCAUUCUGGUGGGCUUCCCAGGCUCUGGAAAGAGCUGCGUAGCAGCACGAUUGGCAGCACAUCUCGGGUAUGACAUUGUAAACCAGGACACAUUGGGUGACCGUAAAGCGUGUGUCCAAGCUGCCCGAGAAGCUCUUGCCGAAUGCCGGCGCUUGGUGGUGGACCGGUGCAACUGCACACGACUUCAGAGACGAGUUUGGCUGGAGCUUGCAGAUGACUAUGAGGUUGGAGCAGCAUGCAUUUGGCUCGACAUCCCAGAGGAGAUUUGCGGCGAACGUGUCCUGCAACGCUUCGGACAUCGAACUCUUCCACCCGAAGACAAGAGUCUGAAGGUGAUUGACGGGUUUGCACAGCGAUUCGAACCACCAAUGGAGGCGGAAGGCUUCGUGCGUUGGCGUGUAAAAGAUGACGGCGACCUUGAAGAGGCCCUCGCCGAGUAUGAGGAGUUGGUCAAGGAGAGUGAGGCCGGUUCUCUGGAGGCGGAGGUGGAGGAAACUCCAAGUGAGGCUCCGAGUGCUCCACGGAAGCGCCGUCGUUUGGAUGCAGAGGCAGCAGCUGCUGGUGUCCCCAAAGCGGAUCUUCAUGGCCGUGCUUCUCGUUCCAGUUUCCUCCGUGAUGUGCGCAGGCAGGUGGAGUACUACUUUUCGGACCGGAAUCUCAAGAAGGAUUGGUUUUUUCAAGACAAAAUCACCUCUGAGCCGGAGCCGGGAUGGCUAGAGCUGCAAUGGAUCAUGUCUUGCCCUCGGAUCGCUCAAAAGCACCAAGCCAAAGAGAAGGACGUGCUUGAAGCAUUAAAGUCCUCCGUCUUAUCAGUGAAAGAAGCGGAUGGUUGCCACUGGGUGGCACGUUCACAGCCAUUGCCACCGUUGGAAGUUGAACGUCCAGAGUCAGAGCUCUUGCACAACAGCGUCAACCAAGAAGAGGAGCACGAAGAUGCUGAAGCUUCAAAAGCCCAGGACGAGCCCAAAGGAAGCCCAGAGGAGGCAGACUUGGCUGUCCAGAGGCUUCAGCAGGACGCUGACCUUGAGGCAUCGCAGGAUGAGGAUGACGAGGAGCUGAGUGCUGAUCCAUACAUGUAG